ACAGCACGUCCUGCCAUCUCUUGCCCACUCUGCGCCUCACUCUAUUUAUAAAAAUUCUAAUAUUAUUCAUAAGUGUAUAAGAGCCGCACGUGGGCUCCCUUCCUGCUCAAAUAGUUUGUGUGUUAUUUCCUCCAAAUUUGUGAAAUGGGGCGCAAAAAUAAAGCAUGCAAGACUCCUCAACCGGUGAAAAACAAGACUCAACGUAACCUCACUCCAUCUCAGCUCGAGCACGAAGAACUGAUCGAUAAGUUGCUCCGAAUAAGUACACUACCUCAACAGCCCACAGUUCAAAAAUCAUUGGAAAAUCAAAAAGAAAUCAGCAGUAUUAUUGAUAGAGUAAAAAAGCUCGAAUUUAAUAAAGAUACAAAAAGCUCAGUCGAUAACCGCGCAAGUGCCGCCACCAUUGAGAAUUUCCUGAAGUGGGCGAAGGAAAACGGCGCGCAAUUAAACGGGUGCUCAAUUGAUGAGUUCGAAGGGUAUGGACUGGGGGUGAAGGCAAAUGUUGACAUAGCUGAGUCGAGCCUGGUUAUUGCCGUGCCGAGGAAAUUAAUGAUGAGUGUGGAAAAUGCCAAAGAAAGCGUCCUGAAGGACCUGAUAGAGAAGGACAAGAUCCUCGGCAGUAUGGCUAAUGUAGCUUUGUCGAUCUUUUUACUGCUUGAAAAGUACAAAGGUGAUUCGUUUUGGAAGCCUUACAUUGAUAUUUUGCCCAAAACUUACACCACAGUCUUGUACUUCAGUAUUGAUGAACUGGAGGAGCUUAGAGGGAGUCCAACGCUUGAGGUCGCCCUCAGGCAGAUAAAAAGCAUAACGCGACAAUACGCCUAUUUCUACAAACUUUUCGCCACCUCGGACGACCCAGUCAGCAAAAUCAUGCGGACCCGUUUCACUUACAACGAAUAUUGCUGGGCGGUUUCUACCGUGAUGACACGUCAGAACACCAUCCCCUUCCAGGAGGAUUACUACGCUCUUAUACCAUUAUGGGACAUGUGCAACCACACAAACGGAACUAUAUCGACAGCUUACAACCCGGUGCUCGAUCGCAGCGAGUGUUUAGCGGUAAAAAACUUCAAAGCGGGAGAACAAUUAUUCAUCUUCUACGGAAGCAGAAGUAACGCCGAUCUUUUUGUUCACAACGGAUUUGUGUUCGAAAACAACGACUAUGACGUGUAUUGGAUCCGUUUGGGGAUCAGCAAGUCGGACCCUUUGCAGCAGAAGAGGGGUCAUUUGCUGGGUAAAUUGUCGAUUGCCAGCACUUGCGACUUUUCUAUUAGAAAAGGUGCGAGUCCGAUCGACGGCCUUCUUGCCUUCUUGCGCGUUUUCAACAUGAACGAGGAACAACUCGACCAUUGGAUAAAUAGCGACAAAAGCGCCGAUUUGGGGCACAUUGACUGCGCUCUAGACACGGCUUUGGAGACGAAAUCGUGGCGGUUCCUCCACGCCAGACUCAAGCUGCUUUUAUCAACGUACAAAACAACAUUGGACGAAGACGAGAAACUUCUAGCAGAAGCGCAAGCAACACCUAAUCGGCUCCUGGCGAUAAAAAUGAGGGCGACGGAGAAACGCAUCAUCAGAGAAACACUCGAAUAUGUGGAACAGUACAUCCAACACUGAUUUUUGUGAAAAUAAAACAUAAACAGUGGU
Molecule: messenger RNA, 1641 nt
Organism: Tribolium castaneum (red flour beetle)
Lineage: Eukaryota; Metazoa; Arthropoda; Insecta; Coleoptera; Tenebrionidae
Gene: Setd3
Product: SET domain containing 3
Exons: 5
Coding region: 145-1611 (488 amino acids)
Biological process (GO): actin modification; peptidyl-lysine monomethylation; peptidyl-lysine trimethylation
Molecular function (GO): protein binding; protein-L-histidine N-tele-methyltransferase activity; protein-lysine N-methyltransferase activity
Source: RefSeq, a predicted model, not a curated record